Marchantia polymorpha subsp. ruderalis is the source of this 1169-nucleotide messenger RNA. The record is from the annotation of a GenBank genome assembly. NCBI's taxonomy places the organism in Eukaryota, Viridiplantae, Streptophyta, Marchantiopsida, Marchantiales, Marchantiaceae.
AUUUGCAUGCAUUCGAGUUUGAAACCUUCUUUGAUCAUUGUUUUUUCUGGUGCAAGCUACUGGAUUGAAUCAGAGGCUUGAGUAGAUGCACAGGUAUACAGAUCGACCUUAGCGAUCAUGGAGUUUCGAAAAUUAUCUUCGCCUUGGACUUUUCUAUUGCCAGACGUUCUGAGUUCUCCGGGAAGCCUCGCAAGAACGGCCGAUGUCUGCUUGUAUAUAAUGCAGUAAAUUUGACAAGUUACAGUGGCGACCACAACUGCUUCAAGCAUUUGCCACUUCAACCGACCUUCUCAAAUGGAGCAUGUCACUGAACCCUACCUCAACUCUGAAUGUCGUGGUGUCUGUCAUUUUCGUAUUGACCAUGCUCGACUCUUCUGACCAUGUGAAGGUUUUGUUCUGGUUGUGGAUAUCUGCAUAAUGGAAUCCCUCUCUCACCAAAGAGGUUGUACAAGUUUGAUCCAUGCAAAGAAUUUAUCCUUUUACGUGGGACACUCGAGUGCCUCUAGAGUCGAUGUCGGAGAGAGACCUGUUUUAGGCCUUCCGAUUGACACGAACUGGAAAUGGUUUUCGUUGUAUCUAAGUUUUCCAGUGAGAGUGCCAGAGAAACUUGAACAGUGCACCACAAAGAUGACAAAUAGAUUCUGCAUGAAACUCUCCAGGAAAAUGGAGAGGAUUUACAGCCAUCUCUCAUAUCUUGAGUUUCUGCCACAAUUGUACUCGGGAAGAAUAUUGAUUGUAAGAAUAAAAUGCCCGUAUUAGCGUACGAAGGUGUCUACAUUUGAUCCAAAGCAGCUAUAGCACAACAGACACAUUGAUAUGAGUUGAUUUGUUAACUUGGGAAAGUGAGGCUAAGUGUUAGUGAGAUCUGUGAAUUACAGUACUCCAGUCACAAGUUUUAAUAUGUCCAACAGACAUCUUCAGUUCCAGAAAGUCUCCAACCCUUCAUGACGACUUAUGCGUAUAAUUGCUAGUUAUCUAGGGCCGUCGCCGUCGGUGUUGGGAUCGAGUUGUUGCCCCGUCAACCUAGUUUAGGAUCAAGUCUAGCUACUGCAAUUCAUCAGGUUCUGUUCGAUGUCACUGUUAGCGCCCAUUAGGGUUUUGGACCUGGAUGGUGUACUUCAACUUUGGGGUUUUUGCACCUCACUUCUGUUGGUCCUCAGAACAGUGCG